GUCUAUGGAAUUAUAUAGUUACAGAAUUGAUUACAAAUUUACAAUACGUUGUACGAGUACAUUUUGAUUUGGUUUUAUAAAAUCUGCAAACCACAAAUUCUGGUGCUGCGUAAGGUUUUGUUAACACGUCUAUGAAUUAUAGUUUGCUUAGUGCUUAAAAAUUUCUCACUAAAAACUAGGAAUUUGGUAGUUUCUCAUCCCGAUCAAAAUCAUUUGAGGAAGCCUAGUUGAGAAGGCGAAUUGCAAUGAAAUCGGAUGCCACUGCUGCCGGCGGCGAGGUGAACGAGCCAUCGCCGGACAUGCUAACGAAUACGCCGCUGAAUAUAAUGCGGUUGUCUAGUGAGAUCGAGCAAUGUGAGGGGAGGCAGAAAUAUCUUGCGCGUACUACCAGUCCGUCCGACGGCGGCGAUGUGCGCUGGUACUUUUGCAAGGCUCCCUUGGCGCCAAACGAGCUAGCUGCAUCAGUCCCUCAGACAGAAAUUGUUGGAAAAGGUGAUUAUUUUCGAUUUGGUAUGAGGGAUUCUCUUGCAAUAGAGGCAUCAUUCUUGCAGAGAGAGGAUGAGUUACUUUCAAGCUGGUGGAAAGAGUGUGCAGAGAGCAGCGCUGGCCCUAUACAGACAAGUUUUGUUUCCAAGUCACCCUUACAUAUAAACAGAACACUGCCAGGAACUCCACAAUCCAACCAACUAUAUUCAACUGAUGAAGAAAGAGUUGGUGUCCCUGUAAAGGGAGGCCUAUAUGAGGUGGAUUUGGUCAGGAGACAUUGUUUUCCCGUAUACUGGAAUGGACAUAAUCGUAGGGUCCUACGAGGCCACUGGUUUGCUUGUAAAGGUGGUCAGGAUUGGCUUCCACUGCGCGAGGAUGUUUCUGAGCAGUUGGAAUACGCAUAUCGCAAUCAGGUUUGGCGCCGAAGAACAUUUCAAUUGUCAGGUCUCUAUGCUGCACGAGUUGAUAUACAAGGCCCUACUCCAGGACUACAUGCCCUUUUCACUGGGGAAGAUGAUACAUGGAAAGCAUGGCUAGGUGUAGAUGUUUCUAGAAUUUCUGGUGUUGUGAAAUUUGGAAAGAAUGGGAUAAACAUAAGACGUGGAUAUGCUCCACCUCAGUCUCAGAAACCAACCAAGGAUGAAUUACGUCAACAACAGGAGGAAGAGAUGGAUGAUUACUGUUCACAGGUUCCUGUUGGACAUUUAGUCUUCAUGGUUCACGGCAUUGGUCAAAGGUUGGAGAAAUCCAAUUUGGUGGAUGAUGUUGGAGAUUUUCGCCUUAUAACUGCAAGUGUUGCUGAAAGGCACCUUACUUUUCAUCAACUUGCUACUCAACGAAUACUUUAUAUUCCAUGCCAGUGGAGGAAGGGAUUAACUCUCAGUGGAGAAGUUGCAGUUGAGAAAAUUACUUUGGAUGGCGUCCGAGGGCUACGCAGGAUGUUGAGUGCAACUGUUCAUGAUGUUCUAUACUAUAUGAGCCCAAUAUACUGUCAAGAGAUAAUAGAUUCGGUUUCCAACCAACUUAACAAAUUAUAUCUGAAGUUUUUGAAGAGGAAUCCUGGUUAUGAUGGAAAGGUUUCAAUUUAUGGUCACUCUCUGGGUAGUGUACUGUCUUAUGACAUCCUUUGUCAUCAAGAGACUUUGACCUCACCCUUCCCAAUGGAGUGGAUGUACAAAGAAAAAAAUAAAAACAAUAUUCCUCAUUCUGUCAGGAAUAAUUUAACAUCUAAUAACAGUUCCAACUCAAAUUCUCGGUGUGAGAGCUCAGAGAGUGUUUUAAGUGAGAACAUGGUUGGUCCUCUGCAUUAUCCAGAUCUUGUAGAAGAUCCUACAGAGGGAACUUCCAAUCCAUUGGGGCCUCCGAUAUCAUCAGAGUCUGAUUUAUCAUCAUUGGGUGGAAAUGCCGAUGAACUUUUUCACGGUUUAUAUGACAUGGACUUCAAUAAAAAUGACCUGAUAAAUGAACCCGAUACCAUGAGAACUGAUGCUGUAGUGUUCGGCGACAGUACAGAAAAUUUUGAUCGCUGUAAAGCUGAUAAAAUUAGGUUAUUGAUGGAAGAGAAAGAUUUGCUAAAAGCAAAAGUCAAAGAAUUUGAAGCUGAUUGUUAUAGCAAAGAAGUACUAUUAGUGAAUGCAAAGAAGAGUUCCUCAGACGUAAACCAGUCUGAUCUUAAGAGACGUCAGCAUGGGCAUAGAGAUUCUUUGAAGAGUUAUACCCCUCAGAUCAGAUAUACAAAAUUAGAGUUCAAAGUUGACACAUUCUUUGCAGUUGGGUCUCCUCUUGGAGUUUUUCUCUCCCUUCGUAAUGUUCGUAUUGGGAUUGGCAAAGGGAAAGAGUAUUGGAAAGAGAAAAAUAUAAAUGAAGAGAUGCCAGCAUGUCGGCAAAUGUUUAAUAUCUUCCAUCCAUUUGAUCCUGUAGCAUAUAGAAUUGAACCACUCGUCUGUGAAGAAAUUAUGCACAAACCUCCUGUCAUUAUUCCUUACCACAGGGGCGGGAAACGGCUGUAUGUUGUGCUCAAGGAAUUCAAAGAAGGCUUAGCAUCGUGUUCUCAGGCAGUAAGGAAUCACUUUAGCAGAGUUAGGGUUAAAGUGCUGACACUAUGCGAAUCUAGGUCAGAUGAUGAGGAUGAGCAAUCUGCUAGCAGUCAUAAAAAGAAUGAGAGAUCAUACGGUAUGAUCAUGAUGAAUAGGCUAACGGGCAGUAGAGACGGGCGAGUUGAUCAUGUAUUGCAAGAUAAAACCUUCCGCCAUCCGUAUGUAUCUACCAUUGCGGCACACACAAACUACUGGAGAGACUACGACACGGCUCUCUUCAUGUUACGGCACUUAUACAGGGAUGUAGCAGAGGAACCGAAUUUGAGCAGUGAGGAGCUGGAAGGCAGCUGGAGGAGUAGAUUGAAGGGGUGGUCUAAACAGAGGGAAAUACUCGACGAAGAGCUCCCAUUGACGUUUGCUGAUAACGUCUUCAUAAAGCAUUUCUCCUACCAAGUGAAGAAAAUGUCCAAAAAACACUGAAUUGUCAAUUUUGAGGUUCCGCGUUCACUCUCCCACAUUUGCACCACCUAAUAAUCAAUUUAGGACAUAUAGGUUAGUAUAAAAAAUUUAUGGAUCAAAAAUUUUAGCCAUGAAAUAAUUGCGAAAAAAAUUAACGUAAUGAUAUUAAUAAUUUAUUUCAAACACGUGGGACUGACUAAAAUUUAAUAGAACAUCAUAAAUUUUCAUUGAUUA
Molecule: messenger RNA, 3215 nt
Organism: Salvia splendens (bonfire salvia)
Lineage: Eukaryota; Viridiplantae; Streptophyta; Magnoliopsida; Lamiales; Lamiaceae
Product: phospholipase SGR2
Exons: 22
Coding region: 246-3002 (918 amino acids)
Cellular component (GO): cytoplasm
Molecular function (GO): glycerophospholipase activity; metal ion binding
Source: RefSeq, a predicted model, not a curated record